AUGUCAGGAACGCAUGAGGAUCAAGAAACAGUUGUACAUUACAAGUCACAAGUACAGGUUCUUCAUCAUCUCGACCUUUGUUGUGAUAAGUUCCUGUCGGUUUGUGGCCUUAGUGUUAAGUCUGACAAGAGUUUCCUCAACUCUGGUGAUUUGGUGGUAAUACCACCGUGGUAUUCCUCUAAAGUUUUGGUUGGGAUAAUUCUCUAUUACUUUCAGCAGUCUGCGUUAACGUAUUCUUCUUCUAUAUUCUCAAGGUAUGUUCUGCAGCUAUGUGGAUUCUUCUUGUGCUUGUUGAGUGCUGCAAGAAUCACAUAG
Messenger RNA from Eruca vesicaria subsp. sativa (arugula), 315 nucleotides. The record is from the annotation of a GenBank genome assembly. NCBI's taxonomy places the organism in Eukaryota, Viridiplantae, Streptophyta, Magnoliopsida, Brassicales, Brassicaceae.